Crotalus tigris (Tiger rattlesnake) is the source of this 6516-nucleotide messenger RNA. RefSeq names its product coagulation factor VIII (gene F8). The transcript is spliced from 26 exons. Gene Ontology annotation, molecular function: oxidoreductase activity; copper ion binding. NCBI's taxonomy places the organism in Eukaryota, Metazoa, Chordata, Lepidosauria, Squamata, Viperidae. The coding region runs from base 174 to 6386 and encodes 2070 amino acids. The record is from RefSeq and is a predicted model, not a curated record.
UCCAGCACACUGAGAGUGUAUGACCAUGUUUCUCUAUCCAGGGGCAGGUCAGAAAACCCACCGGUGUUUCACAGCACCUGAGGAUGGAGUUUGCUGAAUAGGUCAGGCUGUUGUCUCCUCCUUCUCCUGGAUUUCUUUCUGAAUUGCAGACCUGUGGCAGACGGUGGUACACCAUGUGGAGGCUGCUGUCACUCGGACUUAUGUUCUUGUGCUGCGUCUUUCAGGAAAGCAUUGGCAUCACCAGGCGAUAUUUCAUUGGAGCAGUGGAGAAAGAAUGGAACUAUGAGCCCGACAGACAGAACGGGUUGUUUUCUUCCACCCCAGGCCCUCAAUAUAAGAAGGCAAUUUAUCUGGAAUAUACAGAUUCUACAUUCAGAGAAGUAAAACCGAAGCCUGCUUGGAUGGGUCUUUUGGGCCCCAUUGUCCAAGCCGAAGUCUAUGACAAGGUGGUUGUGACCUUUAAGAAUAUGGCUUCCCGUCCCUUCAAUAUUCAUGCUAAAGGAGUAUCUUAUUGGAAAUCUUCUGAAGGGGCAGGCUAUGAUGAUUGGACCAGCCAGCUAGAGAAAACAGAUGAUGCUGUGGAACCUGAUCACACUCAUGUCUAUGUGUGGGAGAUCUUAGAAGAUCAAGGGCCAACUGGAUCGGAUACACACUGUUUAACUUAUGCCUACUCCUCUCAUGUGGACAGCGUCAGGGAUAUUAACUCUGGAUUGAUUGGACCACUGCUGGUCUGUAAGCCGGGAGCGUUGAUGAGUAUAAAAUCCGGGGGCAAAAUACAAGAAUUUGUGCUGCUGUUUUCUGUAUUUGAUGAAGACAAAAGCUGGUUCUCUCAUUCUCCCAUCAGAGGAAACUCAAAGUCUCCGUUGACUCAGCAUCAGUUUCAUACCAUCAAUGGGUUCACUCAUUCUUCUCUGCCUGAUCUCAAGCUGUGUGAGAAGAGGCCUGUCUAUUGGUAUGUCAUUGGCCUGGGCACCAGGUCUGAAAUCCACUCCAUAUUUUUUGAGGGUCACAGUUUUUUGGUAAGAGAACAUCGGCACACCACUCUGGACAUCUCCCCCGCCGUUUUCCUCACUGCUGAGACAACACCCAGAACUAAUGGCACAUUUCGAAUGUUCUGCCAGAUUCCAUCACAUCAGCAAGCUGGCAUGGAAGCCUUAAUUCAAGUGGAAGUGUGCCCAGAACCUCUUCAGAAAAAGCUAAAGAUGGUAGAACCAUCUCCGAGAGAAGACUAUUAUGAUGAUUAUGAGGAGGAUAUAGAGAGCACGGUGAUGGACUUAGAUGAGGUUUCACCAAGGAUUACUGGACGUUCUCGUGCCAAAAGACUGCCUGUGACCUGGAGGCAUUAUAUUGCUGCGGAGGAAGGUGAUUGGGACUAUGCCCCAGUGAAGCCCACUAAUCUGGACAGCAUUUAUAGCAAAUCUCUGGAAAAUGGCCCCCAGCAGAUCGGGUCCAAGUAUAAGAAAGCCAUGUUUGUGGAAUAUGAGGAUGCGACUUUCAGCAAGCGAAAGGCAUCCAAACCAGAUCAUUUGGGCAUCCUGGGACCUGUCCUCAAAGGAGAAGUUGGUGACGAGUUUAUUAUUAUGUUUAAGAAUUUGGCCAGCCGGCCCUACAACAUUUACCCUCACGGAAUCACCAGUGUCACUUCGCUUCACCCUAUUGGAACUGCCCGACAUCAGAACAUGAAGGUGAUACCAAUACGACCUAAACAGGUGUUUGCAUACAGGUGGAAGAUAAUGCCAGAAGAUGGCCCGACUAGAUCUGAUCCCAGUUGCCUAACUCGCUACUAUUACAGCUCAAUCAAACCUGCUAAAGACUUAGCAUCUGGGCUUAUCGGACCCCUCCUGAUCUGUUUCAAAGAAACCAUGGAUCAGAGAGGCAAUCAGAUGAUUGCCGAUGAAGCAAGAUUUGUGCUGUUUUCUGUCUUUAAUGAAAAUUGGAGCUGGUACUUGUCAGAGAAUAUCAAGCACUCUUGUUCCGAUGCAGCCAAUGUUAAUCCCCAAGAUGCUGAGUUCUAUGCAUCCAACCUCAUGUACAGUAUCAAUGGAUAUGUCUUUGAUAAUCUUCAAAUGAAACUCUGCCAGAACCAAGUGGUAUAUUGGUAUGUCCUGAAUGUGGGGGCCCAGAGUGAGAUCCUCUCUGUCUUUUUCUCUGGAAACACUUUUAAGCACAACACGGUCUCUGAGGAGGUCCUGGCAAUCUACCCCUUCUCUGGCGAGACAGUUAUCAUGUCCAUGGAUAAUCCAGGGAGAUGGAUGGUGGGAUGCUUGAAUCCUAAUUUUCGAAAACAAGGAAUGAGAGCUAAAUUAAGUAUUUUUGUAUGUCGCCAAGAAGAGUAUGUUGACCAGGACUAUGAAGAGUACUACGAUGAAGGCAUUCCAUCUGAUUAUAUCAGUGAAGCCAAUACUCUACAGGCAAGAGGCUUCUCCAAGAAAAGUAGACGUCUCCAACUAUGCCCAAACCAGCAUCUGAAUGCUACCUCACUUUCAGAAGAUGGGAGGCUGAACUGCCUCGAGCAAUCUAACCAUCUUCUCAAAGAAAACCAUCACAAGAAUUCCACUGGCCCACUCAUUUCUCCUGGGAAACCCUUAUCCCUAGAUAAGCCCUUGUUUGACAUCUUGCCCAAGGAUGCUUUCCCCAUAGAAGAACAAUUGCCCCUACUGAAGCAAAGUUUUGAAGAACACUCUCCUUCAGAAAACUCAGCACUUGCACAGGAGAUAUCACAUCAUAAUAAUCUUUGGUUAGCAAGUUCAGCCAAUUUAGAUAGAAAAGCUCUUGGUGUAGGAAUUCACAGGCCAAUUGAUGGUGCUGGGAACUCUUCAUCUUUAAGUGAACUUCUUUCCUUUGGUAAUAAUGAUAUCCAUACCAUGUCCCACAAUGAAGCCAUCGAGGCAAAGCCUCCGAAGAAGACUCCUCAAGAUAACAAGAGGGAGAAGAUUAUGGAGCUCAAGAGAAAUCCAACUGCGGGAUUGCCAAAUCUUUUGAACAGACAAAACCCCUUAUAUGAUAUUAUGGACAGGCCUCUCCAUGUUAACAGUAUCAAAAAUGAUAAUGAUAGGUUCCCUAUAAGUCUCUCUUCUACUAAUACUAAAAGAGAUAGCUUUCCUCUACAAGGAGAUUUUGAAGAAAUAAACCAAGAAAAGCACCUCCAAGUAAAAGAAUGUUUGUCCAGUUUCAAGGCUGCACCCAGUAAGACCAGUGUCACAAAUUCCCAUGGAGCCUUACAUGUAUUUAUGGAGCAAAAUGUUACACAAAGUAGGUCAAUUUUAAGAAUUCCCCAGGUAAAUGUAUCUGGGAAAGGGGAUAUUUCACACCUAGAAGGAACCUCUCCAUCACAGUUAGCUGGCCUGGGAAGGAGUAUCAGUUCUAACCCAAAAGAGAGUCAGUCAAAACUAUACCAAGGGAGUUUAGAAAUGUCAACACAUGGGACAAAGUCAGUGACUUGUCCACAGCAGUCCCACGGUUGCAACAGACACUUGGGAAAGAGGUCUGCAAAAUCACAGGAAGUCACUUUGGAUGAAAUAGCUGCUAGAGCAGACAUCCAAGCAAAAACUUCCAGCAAGAGUGAUAAAAGAGUUCAGCCAUUGCUCAACUUCCUCGGGACAAGGAAUAAGACUGAAUCUUCUAUAACAAGACCUCCCUUAACAGGUAGAGCUAAAGGAGAUGGUCAAAUAACAAAUGAUGGCAGAACCACAGCUUCAUAUUAUUCUCUACGGAACAUAAUCCAAUAUAAUCUAAGCUUAUCCCCAGCAAUGAAGAAUGUAAUCAAUACCACUGUGAUUCCUCAUCAUUUUAGAACAGAAACAAGGGUCCAUCACAAGGAAACAAGGCAAGGACUGAUUUCAAAUGAUUUUCCAGAAGGAAAUAUUUCAGAAGUCAACUUUAUCUCUCCAAAAGACACAGAACAAGCACAUACAUCUAACCCUCCCAAAGAUGCACCAAUUAUGAGACAAACUGGCCCAGAAAAUCUUUUGCAAUUGCAGCUGAGGAAGUCUAGUGGAGAUCGGGAACAAAUGUUAAGAAAUGAAUCUUUGAAGGCUACCAUUAAAAGACAGGAGAUGAACAUCUCACAACAAACUCCAUCAGCAAAUGAUAUGCUCUCUCAAGACCUUCUGGCAUCUAACCAGAACAUUCAAGGGCAGCUGUUGAAGGAAAUCAAUAGCUCAAUAGAAAUGAAUGGGUUGAAUGAUGAACAAAGAGAGACUCCCAGCUCAAGAGAUGAGACAGCAGUACUCAAAGGGAAAGAAGAAGUGGGAAUCUCACUCAGCAAGGAUUCAGAGACCGAGUUUCAUGUGAAGGUCUCCAGAACCUCCUUAGAUGUCAGUCAACCAGCAGGAGAAAAAUUCUCAAGACCUAUGAAAGUCAAAUCUGAGUAUGAUGAAUAUAGCAAUACAGAGGAGAUGAAGGAGGGCUUUGAUAUCUAUGAAGAUGAACAGGAUCCCCGUAUGUUCACGGGGAAAAUCCGACAAUAUUACAUUGCUGCAGUUGAGGUGACCUGGGAUUAUGGCAGCUCUAUUCCCUCCCCAUAUCUGAGAGACAAUGAUCCAAGGACCAGCUGGAGAAAGCUCUCUAGAAGUUAUAAGAAAGUUGUUUUCCAAGAAUAUUUUGACAGCACUUUUACCCGACAGAUGGUCCGUGGAGAGCUAGAUGAACAUCUGGGUAUUCUGGGACCAUACAUCCGUGGACAGGUCGAAGAUACAAUCGUGGUGACUUUCAAGAAUAUGGCUUCCCGACCAUAUUCUUUUCAUUCGAACUUGCUGCCCUAUGAAGGGAGCCAGGAAGAUGCAGAAAACCAGAAGCCAGAGGCUGUUCAGCCAAACCAAGUUCGCCAGUAUUCCCUCAAGGUGUUGCCUGAAAUGGCUCCUGGUUCCAGUGAAUUUGACUGCAGAGCAUGGGCUUACUUCUCCAGCGUUAACCUGGAAAAAGACCUGCAUUCCGGUCUUAUUGGACCUCUGAUUAUUUGCCAGGCUUCGGUGAUCCGUACCACACACAUCAGACAAUUGGCUAUCCAGGAAUUUUCCUUACUCUUCACCAUCUUUGAUGAAACCAAGAGCUGGUAUUUUGCUGAGAACUUUGAAAAGAGCUGCCCGUCUCCUUGCCCCAUCCAGAUGGACGAUCCUGUCCUUAAAAGCAACCAUACCUUCUAUGCGAUCAAUGGCCACGUGAGAGACACGUUGCCAGGGCUGGUGAUGGGACUACAUCAGCGGGUCAGGUGGUAUCUGCUGAAUGCAGGUGGUAUUGAGGACAUCCACGCUGUCCAUUUCCAUGGGCAGGUUUUCACCAUCCGAAUGGACGAGGAGUACCGUUUGGCCAUCUACAACCUCUUCCCCGGUGCCUUCGAGACAGUGGAAAUGCGUCCAUCUCGUCCUGGAAUUUGGCGGGUGGAGUGUGCGGUUAGUGAGCACGAACAGGCAGGAAUGAGUGCCCUCUUCCUCGUGUACAACAAGGAUUGCCAGAGUCCUCUAGGCUUAGCUUCUGGAUAUAUUGCUGACUCUCAGAUCACAGCCUCAGGACACUAUGGUGAAUGGGUCCCCAGUCUGGCCAGGUUGGACAAAUCUGGGUCAAUCAAUGCUUGGAGGAGUGACCAAAAGAACUCCUGGAUCCAGGUGGACUUGCUCCAACCCAAGAUCUUCCAUGGAAUAAAAACCCAAGGAGCACGGCAGAGAUUAUCCAACUAUUACAUCUCCCAGUUUGUCAUCUUCUAUAGUCUGGAUGGAGAGAAUUGGAAGAGUUAUAAAGGCAAUUCUACCAGCUCUCAAAUGAUAUUCUUUGGAAACGUGGAUGGAGUGAGCGUGAAAGACAAUGCCUUCGACCCGCCCAUUGUAGCCCGUUAUCUCCGACUCCACCCCACGCACUUCAACUUUCGCAACACUUUGAGGAUGGAGCUGCUCGGCUGUGACCUGAACAGCUGUUCCAUGCCACUAGGACUAGAGACCAACUCCAUUUCUAAUGAACAGAUUACCGCCUCCUCUUGGAUUGACAAUGCAUUCGCUACUUGGUCUCCCUUUUUGGCCCGGCUCAAUUUGAAAGGAAGAAUAAAUGCAUGGAGACCAACGGUUGACAGCACAGCAGAGUGGCUUCAAGUGAACUUUAAGAAGACGUUGCGGGUGACAGGACUAAUAACUCAAGGUGCCAAGUCUGUCUUCACCCAUAUGUAUGUAAAGGAGUUUACUCUUUCCAGCAGCAUGGAUGGAAAAAACUGGGCACCCGUUCUUCAACAUGGGGAGAAACAGGUUUUCCAGGGAAAUCACGAUUAUUUCCAGCCCGUGAUGAACUUUCUGGAUGUCCCAUUCUUUGCCAAAUAUCUGAGGAUACACCCCCUCGUGUGGAACAAACACAUUGCGCUGAGGAUGGAGGUGUUGGGCUGUGACACCGAGCAGAUGGACUAGUCAAGAUGAAGCCCUCUUUGGCUUUUGCUGCAAACGCUCAAACGAGGAGGAUCUUCCCCUGCACAGCCCACCCCAACAACACAUUUAUCAUCAUAAAAUAAAACUUCAGUGACCUUCCUGUUUUUGAGAA